Eutrema salsugineum is the source of this 684-nucleotide messenger RNA. RefSeq lists its product as uncharacterized. The record is from RefSeq and is a predicted model, not a curated record. Bases 1 to 684 code for a protein of 227 amino acids. The transcript is spliced from 2 exons. NCBI's taxonomy places the organism in Eukaryota, Viridiplantae, Streptophyta, Magnoliopsida, Brassicales, Brassicaceae.
AUGGAGGUUAUGGUGGGUUCGUCAUUUAGAAUCGGCAUGGCGGCGUACGUUAGGGAUCGUAGCGGCGUAGCGGCGCAGGGUAAGGCUGUACCGGUGGCUCUGUCUUUGGCGAAUGAAACAAGACGCAGUGGAUCCCAGAUCGGGAUCGGAUUCAGGGUAAGUAGUAAAUCCCAGGAGGAGUUGUCGGAGGAAAGCGCAUCGUCAAUCGGAGAGAAUAGCGAAAACGAGGAGGAAGAAGACAACUCCAUUUCCUUCCAAGAAGGGGGAGCACUUACUUCGUUUAUUUCCUCUUUAGAAGACUCUCUGUCUAUUAAGAGAGGAUUAUCGAGCUAUUACAUGGGGAAAUCGAAAUCGUUUGCGAAUUUAAUGGAAGCGACCAACAGCAGCAGCGCCAAGGAUCUGGAAAAAGCGGAGAAUCCAGUCAACAAGAGGAGGACAUUGCUUAUUGCUAAUAAGCUAAGGAGAAAAGAAUGUUCAGCUUCCCACUUCUCCACUUGGAUAAACCCUAAUUCCAUGCCUUUACUUGCACUCCAAGAAUCCAAUCAUGAGGAUCACAAUGAUGAUGACUAUGAGGACGAUGAUAUGAUGAUGAUGAAGAAAAAGAAAGGUUUGCUGGUUCAGACAGAAAGAUCUUGCUGUCUAAGUAGUUUGCAAGAGAAAGAUGAUGAUGGUGGUGGUAGUUGA